Batrachochytrium dendrobatidis JAM81 is the source of this 2729-nucleotide messenger RNA. RefSeq lists its product as uncharacterized. Gene Ontology annotation, biological process: mRNA export from nucleus; ribosomal large subunit export from nucleus; ribosomal small subunit export from nucleus. The transcript is spliced from 6 exons. Gene Ontology annotation, cellular component: nuclear pore. NCBI's taxonomy places the organism in Eukaryota, Fungi, Chytridiomycota, Chytridiomycetes, Rhizophydiales. The record is from RefSeq and is a predicted model, not a curated record. Bases 18 to 2729 code for a protein of 903 amino acids. Gene Ontology annotation, molecular function: protein binding; structural constituent of nuclear pore.
GUUUCUACAAGCCAGCAAUGAACACUACUUGGAUCGACUUAUUGGCUCAACAUCCAGCCAUUGAUUCUACUGCAAAUGAUACUAAAUUAGAGCCUUCAACUCCUCUUACAAAGACUCAAAAACCACUCAAUUGGGGUUUGGCUGAUAUAUCGGCCAUCUCGAUGAAUUCGGAUUCUAAUGCUACAUUCGACACUUCUAUAUCUUAUCUGCCUACUCCAUCCAAACUCACAGCUACUACCAGCAAUGAUUUUAAAGAAAUCCCUUGUUUUUUGGAUGAUAUUGAUGGUGUUACUUCUCAUGCACUGUUGGCUCAAUCAGAUGGAAACUUGUUCAUGUGCUUAAAUAAGAAAUCUGGUACUCUUGUUAGACAUAUUGGGUUACGAGAGUGGAAGCGAAUCUGUACUAAAGCUACUACUGACGGUACAAAUGAAGAUAUUCAUGCAGUCUACAAUCAUGCAUCAUGGAAGGAUCUUGUUAUGCCUGGUUUGGAUUUUAGGGUUACACAAAUCCAGCUUAACCCAACUGGUCGUAUCUUGGCAUUGUGUGGUAAAAGAUCGGUUCUUAUUGCCGUGCUGCCCAUCACACUAAAGUCUAGUGUUCAAUCACUCGAAUGCAAAACUCACAAAAUAUCCAACAUCAUCUCCACCAGCGAUCAUGUUCAUUUUAUUUCAAAAUGCCAUUGGCAUCCUUUGAGUGACACGGGUGCUCAUCUGGCUGUUUUGACUUCUGACGCUGUGUUGAGGAUAUAUAAUGUUGCAUCAAGCUCAAAAACUCCUGAAAGUAGUAUUGUUGUCAAUGGAGAUGAUCAAGAAAUCAAUGCUAUUCAGUCUUCACAAGCCUGGACAAACCGACAUCGAUUCGGAUCAAAAAUGGACGAUGGAGAAGCUGUUUCGUUUUGUUUUGGCGUCGAUCAGUCUAUGCUGGAUCAUGAAUAUGAUGAAAAUGACAAAAUGACUCGGAGUAAAAGUGCUGCUUCUUGGUCGCCGUUUACUGUAUAUGUAUUGAUGCGAAGCGGUGAUAUUUUCUCAGUAUGCCCUGUUGCACCUUGUCGCAUGCAUCUAUCUGCCAACUUUUUAAACUCUCUCAAAGUCGAAACGGAGUUGGAUUGGAGUAUAUCAAAUACAAGUGAUACGUUGGAACAAUCGAGUUUCUAUUGGCGAUUGAAAUGGAUUCAAAAUAUUUUGGACCAGAUGCCUAUGCCGGAUGAUGACAUGACUGCACAUUUAUCCAACAUAAACUCUGACGAAAGUGAUUUGUACAAGAAUGCUGGAAAGACGAAUACCUAUUUUUCUUGUGACUUGCCCACUAGCAUGAAACGAUUGCAAGUCAAAUCUUGCGGACCAUAUCUUGUCCAGCCGUGUGAUCCUGCACACUCUUAUGACAAUGCAUGUGAUAUUGUGUGCAUGCCUUCAUCUGUUGGCGUCGUGUUUGUUGUAUCGAGUGCGUGUGGUGUUGUUCAGAUCUUGCUAGAAGUUGACCCUGUUACUCCAUCUUGGAAACUUGACAAUGAUACAGCCAUCAACACUUUAGAAUCUGAAUCCCCUGUUUUGGCACUACUCGAGACGAUUGAUUUAAAAUAUCCCAAAGAACUUACAGGAUUGGAUAGUGUAUCUAAAAGCAAACACGCGGUUUCGACUGGUGAUAUUACUCUUUUGGCUGAUCCCAAAUAUUUUGAUAUGUUUUAUGCAUACCAUACAAUGGGCGUGCACUGUAUUACUCUGCCAAAUUUGGAUUCAUUGAAAAAGGGCGAAAGUAUUGCAGUUGAUGCGUGCAGUGUGCGGCAUCUUGUUUUGCUGCAAAACAGUAUUGCAACAAACACUAAGCAGGAGACCUCUAAUCCUGUCAAGGCUGUGGUUGGGCUUACGAUUCUUACUGAAAACGUGCUGGGAUACAGCUAUUUACUCAUGACAUCAAGUAAUGAGAUAUACGGAGAUGCGCUAGCAUUGCGAGUUGUUUCCAACUUUCCAUCUUUUCAAACAGACCUGUCAGCCACAGCAACUAUCAAGGACAUGAAAUCACCAUACAAGAGUGCCUUGGUGGAUCAUCCAUACCAGAUGCCAAAAUUUAUUCAAAGCGGGUUUCCGCGACGUCCAAAACUUGUUGGACAUGAUGGAGAUAAAAAAACGUACCCCGUGUUUAUUAAUCCCGAUAGUAUAGCCAAUAUAGCCAAACAAGCAAGUAUUGUAAGUGAAGACUUGCAAAUACUAUACAAUGCCAAAGGUGACUUGAUUGAACAUCUUGAUCGACAAGUGCAUGAGUAUGCUCAGCAAAUGACUAUACUCGAUGAAUGCACCAACAGAAUAGAUUCGCUUACAACCAAGCAGAGUUGCACUCAUGAUCGGAUGAAGGCGGUUCGUGAACGGUAUGCAAAAACCCUGACCAAAGUGGAUCUAAUAUUACAGAUUUUGGUUGAUCAGACACAGCCUGAGCUCAGUAUAGCAGAGAUCAAAUGGAUGCAUGAACUACAAGGAUGUCGGAGAGGGCUAAGUAGAGAUGUAGCACCAAGUAUAACCGAGGUUGGUGAACGGGCCAAGGAAGUGAUUAAAAAACAACAAGCGGAUGAUGUGCAGGAAUCAAUACAAAGGGCGGAGCGACAACAAAUGAGUGAAGUGUUGGGUAGCAGUCAGAUUCUAAGGAUCCGAAAUGCACUUCAUCAGGAAUACAAGGUGAUUUCAUCGACAGCGAUGAAGAUGGCCCGCCUUGAAGCUGAAAUGUCGGGUAUGAAUUAA